This is a messenger RNA of Trichoplusia ni (cabbage looper), 4954 nucleotides long. RefSeq names its product activating transcription factor 3 (gene Atf3). Lineage: Eukaryota; Metazoa; Arthropoda; Insecta; Lepidoptera; Noctuidae. The record is from RefSeq and is a predicted model, not a curated record. Gene Ontology annotation, cellular component: nucleus. Gene Ontology annotation, molecular function: DNA-binding transcription factor activity, RNA polymerase II-specific; RNA polymerase II cis-regulatory region sequence-specific DNA binding. The transcript is spliced from 6 exons. Gene Ontology annotation, biological process: regulation of transcription by RNA polymerase II. The coding region runs from base 751 to 1971 and encodes 406 amino acids.
AUCGAUGUGUGCGUGUGUUGUUGAGGCGCGCUCUCUGUUUACAGCGCGGUGGUGUGGCCGGCGAGCGCACGCAUUCGACACUGUGUAUCGUGCGAAAUCGAGUUUUCCGGCGGCUCUCGAGCUGCUUUAUCGUUUAUGGUGUUUUCCUCACAGUUAACUGGUGCUAAUAUAUGUCACACGUAAAGAAAACAUUCGGGAUUUGUGUUAAAACUCAGUUCCGAGCGUACUUUUGGUGCAGCUCAUAAAAAUUAUUCGUGUUUUCGGCGGAUGCGAUGAAUAAAUUUUGCAAAUCGAGUCUGUGUGUCGAAAAGGUUCGUGAGAGCUAUGUUUUGAUCGGUCGGCGUGUUGUGGAAGUGCCGGGCGGUGCAGACGCGAUACGACUCGCGGCUCUCAUCCUGAUCUCAGUGAAACUCAGGCUGUGCUGCAAGUUGUUCUCACUGCGAGUCCUGGGCCCAGAGGACGUGCUCGCCAGGACCACGCACCAGGACUUGUUGGACCGCCAUACAGUGCCUGGCACGUGCUGAGAUUUCGAGAACAGUGAAGCGAACGUUACCCGUGAAGACUUCUUGUUAAGAAGACUUAAGUGCCAUUCGUAACAAGUUUACCACACGCAGUGAUAUUUAGUUAUAUGUUAGUGAUAGAGUGUAACCGUGAUAUAGUCAUACUUAAUUUAGGUGCUAACCGCUUUCGGUAAUUUUAGUGCAAAAACGUUACCAAAAAGAUACGAAACUGGCUCCGUACAAGGAUAUAAUGAACUCGACGAGCAUGAGCUCUGCGGUGCCUACGAUCAAGUGCGAGGAUACGUCGCCGUCGCCGGCGGCCGCCGUGGCCACGGACGGCGACACCGCGAGCACCUACAACCUGAGCGUCAACGUGAACCUGAGCGCCGCCAUGAUCAACAUGCUGACUGCGGAGACCGCGGGGCCCACCACGCUCAGAACACCCGAGAUCGUCAACGACGUCAUCACCAUGACCAACCCUCUGGACCAGUACAACUACGAGAAAAAUGCCAGUUUCAAGAACGCAAGUGGGAAUGACUCCAACUCAUCUAUGUCCAACGGUUCGUCGGCAACUUCACCGUCUUCUAGCACUCCACCCAGUAUACAGAAGACGUGUUCGGAACUAAUAAAGGCUGGUCUGAAGUUGUCGAUAGAGUCAAAGCGGAAGAUGUCGGGCAGCGACACCGACGCUGGGAUAAAGCGGAUGAAGAAGGAGGACAGCGACGAUGACUACGACAGCAGUCAUACGCAGCACAACAAGUCUGACGGGCUCACACCCGAAGACGAGGAACGCAGACGUCGUAGAAGAGAACGGAAUAAAAUCGCAGCAACAAAAUGUCGCAUGAAGAAACGCGAGAGGACAGUCAACCUGGUCACAGAGAGCGAAGUAUUAGAGAACCAGAACAUAGACCUCAAAGCACAAUUGAAGGAUUUGGAAGUUCAAAAGCGUCGGUUGAUGGACAUGUUGACAAUCCACUCAGCGUCGUGUGUCAAGUCAAACAACCCCAACACGAGGCAGUCGCCCACCACGCCGUACAUGAUUCGAACGUUCGAAUCACCGACCACAUUCCCCGUGUCGUUCGAGGCGCACUCGCCCUACAUCCGGCCGGAGUCAGCAAAUAUACUCACGUCCAGCUACACUUGUGUGACCCCACUCAACGGGGACUCGUCCAUCGACACCAUAUCCUCGCUGGACACUAUCUACGUAGCACCUCAACUCGCAGAUCCAGAAUACAAUCGACCCGACAGUGUUCUCAGUCUGCCUCCUGCUUCAGAGCAGAACUACGUGACUACGGAUGGCUACCUCCCUAAGUCCACAAACCUCCUCGUCCCGAUAGACUCGGAACAGGAGUACUACGACCCGGAGGUGAACUACAACCUGGGCAACCAGCAGUGCCACACGUACCCUAGCACGAUGCCCGAAGCGCAGAGUAAACUCAACAACGGCCUUAAUGAUGGAUGUCUUGUUUAGUUUGCAACAUCCAUGUUACAGUAAACAUUAUUGUCGGGUCCAAAUUUAUUUUUGACAUGUAUACGUAUAAUUUAAGCAUUGGAGUUAUUAAAAUUCGAAAUAGAGUGUCACCGUUUAUUAUAAUUCCAUAGGUACUAUACUACAGUCAAGGUAACUAGCUGUUGUUUGUUUUUUUCAAUUUCUUUCGUAACCUACUUUAAAUUUCGAUUCGGUGGCAAUUUUUGAAAUAUCAAGUAUAAAUUACAAAUUAACGUCAUUCUAAAGUUUAUUGGAUCAUUUCUUCUUUGAAAUCAUUAACUAUACAAUUUACCGUUGUGAUAAACAUUUUAAAAACUUUUUGUAUUUCAUGUAAAACAGCUUGCAAAAGUGCAGCAAAACGAAAAAAGGGCGGGGAAAUUUAUUUCGAAACGAAAUCAUAUGUCUACUGUGUAGAACAACAACGUAGAGAUAGUUUGGUGCCUGUAUAACGUAGCUAGUAUGUAUGUUUCAGAGAUGGAGUGACAUUAGAAGGAGGUGUUAAGCAUUAUUCAAAAUCAAUUCUGUAUGAAAUUCGUCCAUUCUCAAACACAAAGGCGUAGUUUUGUUAAACAACCAAGUAAAAAGGUGUUGUGAAUAUAGAAUCCCCAAAUUGAUAGUAAUGACUACGUUAACACGGAUUAGUAACUGUGAAACAGUUCUUUAGGUAGGUAUUUCACAUAAUAUUUUAUUUUAUCUAAGUGUCUAAUUCUAACAAUUACCAUUCGUUUUAAUUUUGUUUAAGUUCUAUGAUUUUGCUUUGAUCUGUUUAAAAUAUUUAUUUAAUUAAGAUCUGAUUCUGAAUGUGAAAGGUGCAAUUUAAUGAUAACCAUUGGUGUCUAGUCCACGUUUGUGACUCCAAGCUGCGAAUCCAAGCCCCAAAUACUAAUUAAAUACAUCACAUAAUCGUUUACUUCCAGUACAAUGAUAGAUAUAGUAAUACAAUACCUCCUGUUGAAAAUUCCAAAACUAUAUAUUUUUUGUUACAGAAAUAUAUUCACAGAUUAUAAUGAGAUAUAUACCCCAUAUAUACAUGUGUUACAAUUUGUGUAAGGUAAUAUUAGUUUUAAGGUGCUUUAACUCAGCGUAAGUCGUGAUAUACCUAAUAUUAUUGUUAAGUGCAACAAGCGUUACUUGUUACGGACGAUAAUCAAUUAAUUUUAAGAAUUUGACAUCUCUAUAAUUAAGUAUGUACAUGUAACGAAUUGUAAUAUGCACACAAAGAAACAUGACGAGCUCUGCCAUUUGUCAAAUUCACGUGUCUCGCGACUCAGAUCCUUAUUGUAAUUGCACAAAGACAAAAUUAUUAAAAAUAAUGUCAGCGUGUGACUUUGACAAAUGGACAAAAUGUAUUAUGUGUACGUUAAGUCGCUUCACAAGCGUUCACAAAAAAACUCCAUGGUAAAGUGCCUCUGUAUUAUAAUUUCAGACGAAAGCGAUUUUGUUAUUCUGUUGAUAUUUUUAUAUGAAGUUAAGUAAGUAACGAUAGAGGUAGACGUCUGGGCGAAGUAUUUUCGUGAAUAAAAAUGGAAAUUUGGUGGCCAAGGAAUUGAAGCACCAUUAUUACUUUGCGUGAGAGUCGUACUGCUACGUAAGAAUAAAAUAAUGAGUAAUUUCUGAGCUGACGCCGUCAAGCCCAGACAGAUAUGCAGACCUAAUUAAAGACAGUGCCUUCUGCAUACCAGUGAUCCUAGUCUAUGUGGCCGCCUUACUGGGCAGUCAGUCGCGCUAGCAUUUAUUUUUAUAUUGUUGGUAAUAUUGUGAUAGCAAGAAAAAAUCUAUUUAUUAACACAGAGCACAAUUCGUACUAAAUGUUCUAUGUCGUUUCUUGUCUAACAAGAAUUUCAAGUCUUCGUAAUCGUAGUUUCUAGAAGGCCCUCUAUAUGCGAAAUGUAAUGGACUUCCGUAGAUUUGUAGUUUUCUAUCAUUAUAUAUUUGAUCGAUGUUAAAAUUAUACAUUUCGAUUGUUUGAAAGUUCUUAGUAUUUUAUAUUUCGCUUUUGUAGUGUGAUUGUACCGUCAUAGUAAUCUUGGUUAUAAGAUUAACUUAAGAAGGUAUAGCUUAGUGUUUACGAAGGUCUUCUGUUGAUUACCACGUUGGAAUUGAUCAUCAAUUAAUUACCUACCGCAUUAAAAUUGUGUCUAUAAGUGCCUAAUUUUAUAAAGUAAAAAUUGGCGUGUCUUGUUGUUACAUCAUAACUAUCUACUUAAGUUUUCAUAAUUCGGCUAUUCAUAAAGCUCCUACCUCUUGUGCAAGCGAGACAGUAAUACACGGCAUCUCGUUUUCAAAACAACAACACUAUUGUGUCGAGAGGUGGUGAUCAACCUUAUUAAUAACAUAGACAGUCAGAGUAAUUAGUUCCGAAAUACAACACUAUUUGGUAUCUAGCGCCUGUUAACUGUAAUUAAGUUUUUGUUUGAUCAAUUCGUGACGUGACUUCUACUUAAUUGUUCAGUGUAUCUCUGCUGCCCCCACUUGUGAGCAGGUGUGAUAGUACAUUACUAUUGCAUAACAUUUGGUUGUAAGUUAUUUAACGACUAGUAUUACACUUUGUUUAACGAUUUUUUGUUGUUACAAAUAAGAUUUAACUUUAUAAUUUAUAUAUGAGAAUUCGAAUCAACUUUUAUUGUCUGUUGUUAUAUCUCUUGCUAUUUAAGUCCUCUAUGUACUAAUGCUUUGAUAUUCUACUUUAUAUUAAAUUUUCUAUAGAUUUACAAAUAAUUUAAACACUCAUAUUUGUUGAAGAAUAAUAAUAUUAAUUAAGUCACAAAGUGAUUAAAGUGUAAUCAUAUUUUACCGUAUACAACUAAGAACCGUUGUUUGUUAUUAUAUCAGAAAUAAUAAUUCGUAUUAGGUUUUGUAAGUGUUGUAAACAUCACUUGUACCUGCUUGAUAAAUAUAAAUAUUUUGACAGUCAAAGCAAAAUUAUUGCGCUUAUAUAUUGAAGAAUAAAUCAUUAUAUUGCAUA